CUGCUCUGGGAGUAGCAGUUCUACGAGGCGCUCGUUCCCGCCGCCGCGGCGGGGGCUCCACACCACGCCGCCGGGACACGGCGACUCCACCGCCCGGACCCUCCCGCCCCGCCGGGGCCGGCUGCGUAAGCGGGGGCGGGCCUCUGCGCAGUGCGGCCAAUCGGGACCGGGCCUGGAGGCCGGGGUUGGACGGCCUCGGCGGGACGCCCCGAGUGGCGGUUGUUUCAAGAUGGCGGACGUGGAGGGCCCCUCCCGACUCGGCGCGGCGGCGUUCUGGAGCCGCGACUUUUCUGAUGAAGAACAGUCAGUAGUGUAUGUUCCAGGAAUUUCUACAGGAGGAAAUAUCAGAUCAAGACACAAGAUGGUGAAUCCAAAAGCUGAUGUUAAACUUAAGACUUCCAGGGUGACUGCUACUUCAGUCUCCAUGGAGUCUUUAAAAGGUGCAGGGGAUUCAGUAGAUGAACAGAAUUUCUGCAGGGGAGGAAUAAAGAGUGCAUCAUUGAAGGAUUUAUGUCUUGAAGAUAAAAGACGCAUUGCAAACUUAAUUAAAGAACUGGCCAGAGUAAGUGAGGAAAAGGAAGUAACAGAAGAAAGACUCAAAGCUGAGCAGGAAUCAUUUGAGAAGAAGAUCAGGCAGUUGGAAGAACAGAAUGAACUGAUCAUAAAAGAAAGGGAAGCUCUUCAGCUACAGUAUAAAGAAUGCCAAGAACUUCUAAGCCUGUAUCAGAAAUAUCUAUCAGAACAGCAGGAGAAGCUCACUGUGUCUCUCUCAGAACUUGGUGCUGCUAAAAUUCAGGAACAACAGGUAUCCGAUAGGAAAAGCACUCUCUGGUCUUCAUCUGUGGAACUGGAUGGUUCCUACUUGAGUGUAGCCAAACCACAAACCCACACUCAAACCAAGCAAAGGCCUAAGUCUGCAAAUCAGGACUCAGCUUCAGAAUCCCUUGCGGAAUUUAGGAAUAAUUCUUUGAAACAAGCAGCCCUUCAUUAUCCCAAAGAGGAUGUGGACAAGGUGCCAUCAGAGACCAGAACAUGUAAUUAUGGAUCCCCAGGGAAAAAACUAGUAGAUGCAGUACCUACAGAGAAAGUUCCACCAGAGGACCUGAACAUGAAGGAAUGCCAACACCGUAAGGCUACUCCACCUAGUCAGUGUUGUGGUCAUAGACUUUCUGAAAAUGCGGAUCAUGUUCGUGAGAGCCAUCCGACAAACAUGGUCCCUGAAUAUUCCAGGACACAUCUGGAAUCAUGCAGGUAUUGUGGGCUUUCCUGGGCAUCUCUGAUGCGUGGCCAAGGGGCACUGCAGCCUAGUGAAACUGAUGUCAAAAAGCAGCUCUCAGAAGAUAGAAGGCAGCAACUCAUGCUUCAGAAAAUGGAGCUGGAAAUUGAAAAGGAACGCCUUCAGCAUCUACUGGCCCAGCAGGAGACAAAGCUACUCCUAAAGCAGCAGCAGCUUCAUCAGUCUCGACUGGACUAUAACUGGUUAAGAACUCAAGCUGUAUUUAAGUCAAGAGAACUGGUUGCUAAUAAAGACAUUACUACACCCCGAGAGCUGAGGCUGGAUAUGAAUGAGAGUGGCUCUGGACCCAGUUUAUUGAAGUCAAAAUGUGAUGUCUGGACGCUUGGAACAUCAUCAUCCAGCAAAAAGUACCAAGACUUCACUAAUAAUGGAGAGAAUAGAAGGGAGAAGAAGACAGUUGGGUUUCAGUCACAUAUGGAAGGUGAUGCCCUGUGGACAGGUCAAAAGAAAGAUGCAUAUCAGCCCCAAAGAGGGACAAUGGCAGAAGUUAGGACAGAUGCGUCCACAUCUCCUAUGACAACAGGAAGCCAAAAGGAGCUUGUAAUCACAACCACAGCAUCAUUGCAACAUGACACUCCCCGGUAUGAGACAUCUCUACUGGAUUUGGUUCAAUCUCUGAGUCCCAAGACUGCUUCCAAACCGCGGCCCCAUCGCUCCAGAGAAGCUGGGUCAUGGCAUCACAGUACUUGCCUACUCAGUCCUCUGAAAUCAACCUGGAACAAGACCGGGGCACACAGGACCCCUGAAGACCUGGAGGAGGAUCAAAUUCUGGAAGAUAUCUUUUUCAUUUGACACUGAAGCACAUGCUGCAAAAUUUCCGUCAGAAAUGAGUGGGUGUUUUUAUAUACUGAUCCAGGAUUUUUAAUUAUUUGACUGCAACGUAAUUGUGUCUCUCCUUUCACAGGGAGGGACCUAUCUCACUAGCAUCCUGUUACGUGUCGAAUAUAGAAAUCAUUCUAACAACCCAGGGUGUUUCUGAUCAGACCAAUCAGUAGACAACACAUUAAGGAUGGAUGGGGGUGGAGGACAGUAGCUUUUCUAUGCCAAGCAGAGAUUAGAACAUUAACAUGGGACACUUUCUGCAUGGCAGAGGCCUUUGCAUACUCAGCCUCAUUCAAGAGUGUUUCCUUCUCAAUAUUUUGCUGGAAAAGGUUGGCUCUCUUUUGUACACAAGGAAAACCUUUCCAUUGAGAGAUCCCUCUAGUUUAAACGUAGCCCCUUUGUAACAUAAGCAAUUUCAGAAAGAUAGACCCUUUUACCUCUCCACCCUGUUCUCUUACCACCUACCUCUUUCUAAGUCAGUCAGUUAAUUCAGAGGUUAGAGUUGGUGGUGCCUCUCCCAUCACAAGCAACACUGAGGGCCAAUUGUGAGUCAGUCUCAGCAGUCAUCAGCCUGGCCGCUGCCCACCCUAUAACCAAAAGGGCUUAAUGAGCUAGAGGGAGGCCCUCCCAACCCUUAGAAAUCAGCAUGAGAUUGCACAAGCGAGUACUGCCCUAGGGGAGGCACUGGCCUGAAAUGCUUGUCCUAUGGUCGGCCAUUUCCCAGGGUAAAUAAGAGCACUCUCUCAGUAUUUUUUCUUGCCCCAAGUUUCUGUUUUACUCACCCUGGUGAACUUCCCAUCAGCUGCUACAGGCUGACAGACUUCCCCUGGCCUCCCUUCUCUCCCCAUGUGGAGUCAAGGCCCUGAUUGACCAGGCCUUGUGUGCUCUGCUCAAGACCACUGUCUCGUGGCCCCAAAGAACCACCUCCACUUGCCAGAUAAUGUUCCACCACCCCACGCAGAGUCUCCCCCUUUCUCCCACUAGGCCUCACAGAGAAAGCCUGUGGAAGAAGUGCACUCGAAACGUACUCUCUCUGCUCUCCCGUUCGGCAGGGCUCUUGAGAUGGGUCCCUCAGCUUACAGUGGACUCUAGAGGCGUCUCAAGCUUAUGGGCAGUAUGAUGAGCCUGGUAAAGCCAGUGAGUUUAACACUUGCCAGUCAUUGGAAGCCAGGGGAAGAUAUGCAUCACUUGAUGACUUUAUUUGGUGUGGAGCGUGUUGCUUUUUUCUCUCUCCCUUUCGCCAGCCCCUGGCCUGUCAGUCAUUAUUGGUAGCUAACGUCAGACCAUGCAGGGCAGCCGGCACUUAGUGAGACUGCACGGCUUCCCUGAAGUCUUUAUCAAAGCUAGAUUACUUCAGCCUACAAGAGCUUUCUGGAGCAACUUCCUUGUCUGGGUAAAUCCACAUCUCAUUGUCUCUUCAGACUGAGGCCCUGUCACCUCUGCCCAACCUUCCUUCACUUGGGUCCUUUUGUUCUUUGGAGGAGAGAAGAAUAUAGCCUACCAAUACCAUAUUCUUUUUUUUUUUUAAUCUUUAUUGGGGUAUAAUUGCUUUACAAUGGUGUGUUAGUUUCUGCUUUAUAACAAAAUGAAUCAGUUAUACAUAUACAUAUGUUCCCAUAUCUCUUCCCUCUUGCGUCUCCCUCCCUCCCACCCUCCCUAUCCCACCCCUCCAGGUGGUCACAAAGCACCGAGCCGAUAUCCCUGUGCUAUGUGGCUGCUUCCCACUAGCUAUCUACCUUACGUUUGUUAGUGUAUAUAUGUCCAUGCUAUAUUCUUAAUCUGAGGUAGAUAUCAGGUCAGGACAAACCAGUUGUAGUCAUUCAGUUGAAAGGUUGAAAAUUAUUGCAGAUUACAGUUUCCUCUUACAGUUCACCCCUAAGAAAGCAACUGAAUCAGUUUCAUCCCAUUCCAGAAGCCUUUGGAAAAUAGAGCUUUCUUUGGUGUGGCCAAAAACUGGGUGAAAACAGACGGAGAGCCCUUGACCAUUUUCUCAGUUAAAGUUAGGUUUCCAGAGCUACCUUUUCCUUGCCCCACGUGUCAUGACCAUCUUAAGUACCCCCAGCUCCCUCGGAUCAUCCAUAAUCACACUUUCCUAUUCUGGACACCAGUGCCCUUACUGCUCUCUGGAGUAAGAGGAUGCCAGAAAGACCAAGAAAAAGAUUGUGAUUUCUUCAAGAAGCUUGUUUGCCUUAGAACAAUCAAACAGGACCUAAAGUAAAGGCUUUGGGGGGUCACAAGCCACAAGAUGGAGUUUAAUUGCUUCUUUGCCUCUCCUGAAUGAGCAAUUUGGAAGAGCAAAGAUGGAUUUUCAGCAGAGCAUCAAUCAACCUAUUUUUCAUAUGCCACAUUCCCUGCCCCCGCCAGUUGCCUUUCUCUAUCCUGUAGGCAUUUUCUGGUCGUCAGGGCAAUAGGAUGUGAAUUUGUGUCUAGUCUAACAUCUUCAUUAUGAAUUGAACAAUAUAUGUUAACAUUUUAAUCUGUGUCUCACUUUGAGAUCUAUAUAUAUGUAUUAAAGGUUGUUUUAGAGCCUCGAGGCUUUUGUGGAGCCUAGAGGCUUGACCUAAUUGAAGACUAACCUACCAAGGGAGAGGGCCUGGCACACAGGAAUCUGCCUUUCCUCCCUGUUAAGCGCUCCCAACAGUGAGUGGCUGUAAUGCGCUUGCCCAGCCUCCAGCCAUUUCCCCAAAGCAAGACGGGACACGUGUUGGCGAUGCUGCAGGUAGUGUUACCACAUUGCCUACCCUGCUUCCCACUGUUCUGGGAGAGAAAGACCAAUCAGUGUUUACAAAACGGGGCAGGACAAACGCCCAUGGAAGCUCCUUACGCAGGGCCCAAAGUGCUUGAUUUAGAAGACCAAAGUCAGUCAAGGAGAAGCUUUCUCUGACAGCCGCCCUUCCAGGAGGCACAUUUGUGUUUACAAACCUGACCUCCGUGAGGGGAAUUGUCCAGAGCUCCCCAAAUGUCAUGGGGAUGGAGGGACUCUCUCCUCCCCCAGAGCCGUUCCUUCCACUUGGCGCUGUUUUCAGCACCAUUGUUCACAUGAGAGAUUUGCUGGUCAGAAACUCUGGGGAGGGAACAGGCCUAAAGGAGCAGGGCUGGACGAAGUCUGACGUCAUAGCCAAUGUUUCAGUGGCUGUUU
Globicephala melas (long-finned pilot whale) is the source of this 5258-nucleotide messenger RNA. Its product is annotated as KIAA1328 ortholog. Lineage: Eukaryota; Metazoa; Chordata; Mammalia; Artiodactyla; Delphinidae. The record is from RefSeq and is a predicted model, not a curated record.